This is a messenger RNA of Coregonus clupeaformis (lake whitefish), 3875 nucleotides long. RefSeq names its product MICAL-like protein 2. The transcript is spliced from 18 exons. The coding region runs from base 196 to 2601 and encodes 801 amino acids. Lineage: Eukaryota; Metazoa; Chordata; Actinopteri; Salmoniformes; Salmonidae. The record is from RefSeq and is a predicted model, not a curated record. Gene Ontology annotation, molecular function: protein binding.
UCGCGAGCAUCAGCUGAUGAUUGAACACUGGAUAGUUUGAGCUGGCUUUUCUUUCUCGGUAAUCGAUAUCUUUCUUUCUACUACCUGCACAUCCCCUCAAAUAAGAAAUAACACCCACUGGUUGCAUAUUUCUCUUUGGUAUAUAUAUAUUUUUCGGAAGUCAAUUAUUUGACAGGACAACGCGCUCCGGGAAGGAUGGCUGCCAUCAAGGCGCUUCAACAGUGGUGCAAACUUCAGUGCAAUGGGUACCGAGAUGUGGCUAUCAUCAACAUGACAACUUCUUUUAGGGACGGGUUGGCGUUCUGUGCGCUUAUCCAUAAGUACAGACCGGACCUAAUAGACUACGACUCCCUGAAUAAAGAGGAUGUUUUUGACAACAACAACUUGGCUUUCCGGGUUGCGGAGGACAAGCUGGGGAUCGCUGCUCUGCUGGAUGCAGAGGACAUGGUGGCCCUGAGGAUCCCAGACCGACUGAGCAUCCUCACCUACGUCUCCCAGUACUACAACUACUUCCACGGACGCAACCCUAUUGGAGGGGUGGGUGCUGUGAAAAGACCAGCAGAGGGCUCCAAGGAGGAGCCGUCUGGAAAGAAGAAUCUCCCGGUGGUGGCCAAAACCAUAGUGUCUAAAACAGCCAUAGAGAAUCGACCACCUCGCUCCUCUCUCAUGGUGAAAACCUCCCCCGAAGCAACCAGAGCUGCUGUCCAGACGGAGGUUUUGGUGGAGAGCUCCAAUAAGACAGGCACUCUGAGCAGUAAAUGUGUUGUGUGCAAAUGCCACGUUCAUCUGGUCCAACGGCACUUCAUCGAGGGGAAGCUUUACCACAGGAGCUGCUUCAAUGAAUGCUCCAACAUCCUCCUGGCUGGGGCCUAUAAACCAGGGAAGGAGCCAGGUAGCUUCAUCUGUAAUGACCACCAGAACACCAAGAAUGGCUGCAACAAGCCUCCCUCCUCUGGGGCUGUCAUCCAAACCGGAUCCCCAAGUGCCAACGUUGAAUCCAAAAGUGACACCAGCGGAGUCCAGUCUGUCACCCGUCCCACCUCUGUGCCUUUGACCCCCGUCAAGGUGGUCUUGAAGCCUGUGGAGACCACCACCCCAGCUCCCCAACCCUGGACCAGCUCGGCCCAGAGAACCCAGGCAGCACGGCAGAGGUUCUUCCAGUCAUCUACCUCAUCCCCAGAGGGGCCCCCCAGCAGCCAGAAGCCCCCAGCCCCCUCAGGACUGCCGAGGGUGCCCCUGAGUCCUGAGGAAGAGAAGAACCGAGCUAGGGCUGUCAUUACCAAGAAACUAGUUGAGGCGAACUGCAACAACAAUAACACCCGAUACUUUGUUAUCCAACCAGCAGAAAGGAGGUUUGGAGACCUGCCAAGCUCAGCUGACCUCCCCAGCUGGAAGCAGGCUAACUGUGGGCCAGGCACAGCAGGACAACAAGCAGCCCAACCCUUCACCAGCAAUAAGGAAUUGCUGAACACUGUCAAAAAAGCCAGUGCCAGACCAACAACUGUAUCCUCCACCACCAAAGACUGUGCAGAGGCUCCUGUUAACUGGCGAUCAAAGCUCAAGCCUGUUAAAAAUGGACCAGGACUGAAUACCUCUGACUCUGAGGAUCGAGCGAUCGUUGUUGAGCAACCCAAACCUGAAGCCAUCUCGAAGUCUUUCGCUACUCGUAUCAUCGUCAACAUCAGCUCUACCUCUCCUCGGAAUCCCCCAGCAGCCUUCAACCCUCCUCCACCUGGCCCUUUGUCUCACAGAGCUCCGUCUCCCAGGCAGCCCCGUCGCGGCUCCGGAGGCUUGGGUACUAAAAAUGGGAAUUAUUCUACUACUCUGUCGUCCACUCCUCCCCUGGUUCCUGUCUGGCACAGGGUCCCCACUCCAAAUCAGCCUCACCACAGCUCUGCGGGAUCGGGCUCAAAGAAUGUCAGUUAUUCUCCCCCUAUGUCUCCUAAACAGCCUCUCCAGGGCCCCACAGGCUCCAAAAAUGGAAAGUAUCUGUCACCCACAAACAACUGCAGGUCUGAAAUGAGGUUACCCUUGUGUAAGUCACAUCAUAUCCCCAUGGAUCAGAUAGUGAAGGAGCUGCGUGAGAUUGACGACUGCCUGGGUGACUUGGAGAGGAAGGGAGUGGAGAUGGAGAAGAGGCUUCGCAGCUGUGAGGAAGAGGGCGAGGGGGACAUUUUGAUGGACCCUCUGAUGGUUGACUGGUUCAACCUGAUCCGAAAGAAGCAGACGUACAUUAGGAGGGAGUCGGAGCUUGUGUACAUAGCUAAGACUCAAGACCUGGAGGAGCAGCAGCCUGGGGUGGAAGGUGAGCUGCGCAGACUGUUGGAGAAACCAGAUCAUCUGAAGUCCACAGAGGAGCGUCGGCGAGAGGACAGGCUGAUGGAGAGGUUGAUGGAGAUUGUGAACGGUAGAAACGCCAUCGUAGAAGGACUGGAUGAGGACAGGCUCAGGGAAGAUGAAGAGGAUCAGCAGUUGAAUGAAAUGAUGCAGACUCUUGGACUUAAAAAAUCCAAAAUCAAGAGGAAGUCCUCCUUCAAAAUGCUGUUCAGACGAAAAAGUAGUAAAAAGGUCACAGUGAGUGAUCAGGGGACUGUGUUAUAAUUGUUCUAUCCUGCUCUGGGGGGUGCAGUAUGUGUCGUAGUGUCUGGGAUGUUUUAAAUUGGGUUUACCUUUUCAAGAAGUGAUACGGAGUGUGUAUGUGUGUAUACAUCAACUUGUGGUAUUGGAGUUCAGCUAAUAAGUAACAAGUUUAUGUUGCUGAGCCUGAAGGUCAAAGACCAACAUUCAGCUACAUAUCAGAUCGAGUGGGUGUUUCGUCGCAAAGGUUUGUUUAGAAAGGCUUUUUGUUUGAAAACAUUUAGUGUUCAGUUGUUGUUCUUGAGACUGGUCUCAUGACACUUGACUGAUCAUAAUCUGAUGUUUUGUUCCUUGUGGUGUAUAUCUAAGAUGUCAUAAUUUAUGGUUUGCUUCUUGUUUUUUUCACUCACUGUUUUUCCUCACAUCUAGUUUGGGAUUGUUGUGAAGAGGUGUUGAAGAGUCACUGUUAAAAUGAGUCAAAUGCAAAAUAAUGUAACUGGUAUUGUUGCACCGUAUAAUGGUAAAGGGAAAUCCAUAUCACUGUGAUUUUAAGUUGUUAGUAUCAAAAGAAGAGAAAUUGCCUUAAUGCGUGCUGAUGUUUUUUAGCUCCAGUAGGUGUAAUUAUUUUAAUACCGACGUAUUUAUUUUAUUAUGCUUCAAAAAGGAUGUUAUUAGUAACCACAAACAUCUAAUAACAUUUUGAGUGAGAUCAGUCUGCAGACCGGAUGACGUGGGGAGAAGCAUGUUCUACGCUGCCACAUUUUAAAAGCUGUAUUUCUCCUGUUGUGCUGUAGGUGGCACCAUGGUUUUACUGUGUGUGUGUGUAUGUGUAUAUAUAUAUAUAUAUAUAUAUAUAUAUAUGAACCUGAAUCCAAUUUGCCACAGUACAGACAGUUAAUUUCUUUGCUAAUUUUAUAAAUGCUGCAAAAUGUUCCAACUCUGCUGAUGCAAUAACAUUGAAAGAUUACGUAGAGCAGUAGCUUAUGGGCCAGGAAAAGGCUUAUAAACUAGUGGUUAUGUUGAGCUUUUUAAAUCUUAAACCUGGUUUAAUUAAACAUUAUAUACUAAUGUAUGUACUGAAGCAUUGUUUUAUGCCUGGUCCAUAAUUGCAAUAUUUUAAGUUUUAAAAAAUGUUGGCAUUUUGGAGUCAUCUGUAAAAAUACUGUUUAAGGUAUGCACAGGUCCCAAUGUCUCGUGACUUUAAAAAAUUGGAAGGGAUGUUAAAUGAAUGUGUACAUAAAGUGUAUUUAUAUUUUUAAUUGUAAUGAGUUUGCUGUCCAAUAAAUAAUUUGAACAUC